Molecule: messenger RNA, 1581 nt
Organism: Letharia columbiana
Lineage: Eukaryota; Fungi; Ascomycota; Lecanoromycetes; Lecanorales; Parmeliaceae
Exons: 3
Coding region: 1-1581 (526 amino acids)
Biological process (GO): regulation of transcription by RNA polymerase II; chromatin remodeling
Cellular component (GO): nucleus; SAGA-type complex
Molecular function (GO): protein binding; chromatin binding; transcription coactivator activity
Source: RefSeq, a predicted model, not a curated record
AUGGGGGUGAUAAGGAAGAAGACCAUAUCGCGUGGGACCGAGGGUGGACUCAAGUAUAUCUGUGAUAUAUGCUCCGCCGAUAUCACUGCCACUGUUCGCAUACGCUGCCACGUCUGCACCGACUACGAUUUAUGUGUGCAAUGCUUCAAGGAUGGAUCGAAGUCACGCGAUCAUGAUCCUGCGACCCAUGAAUUCCUGGUGAUCGAACAGCAUUCAAUCCCAAUCUACGACAAAGACUGGGGAGCGGAUGAAGAGCUUUGCCUCUUGGAAGGAGCAGAGGUAUACGGACUUGGCUCCUGGGCUGAUAUAGCCGACCACAUUGGGGGCUAUCGGACAAAGGACGAAGUCCGCGACCACUAUAUCAAGACCUAUGUCGAUAGUUCAAAAUUUCCAUUACCAGAGAAUGCGGAUCCCGGCGAUAAGCAUUUGUCAGAGGAGGUACCGCGGGAGAUGUUCCAAGCACGCAAGAAGCGGCGGAUAGAAGAACGAAGAGAGGAAGCCAGAUCAGCCCCACCAGCGACACCUAAGCAGAAACCUACGGCAAGCGUCCCAGCAUGCCACGAAGUCGCUGGGUACAUGCCUGGCCGCCUCGAGUUCGAGACGGAAUUUGCCAACGAAGCCGAAGAAGCAGUUCAGCAUAUGCAAUUUGAUCCCGGUGACGGCCUGAACCCGCGGAACGGCGAAGUCGAGCCAGAAAUGGAAUUGAAAAUGGUAGUAAUGGACAUAUACAAUGCACGUCUGACUUCGCGAGCCGACCGGAAAAAGGUGAUAUUCGAACACAAUUUGUUGGAAUACAAGAAGAGCGUCGCGCUUGACAAAAAGAAGACAAAAGAAGAAAUAACGCUUGCUAACAAAGCCAAGCCUUUUGCGCGAAUAAUGAAUCACGCCGACUUCGAGGCUUUCACAUCGCACCUCGAGUUCGAACAUAACCUCCGUCAAGCUAUCGCCCAGCUACAGGAUUGGCGCCAAAUGCGCAUUGGCGACCUCAAAACGGGUGAAAAGUAUGAGCAAGAGAAACAAGCGCGCGCUGCACGUCCAGCUCCUACAGGAGCGUUCGACCGCCAAGCAGGCGUGCGUCCGGAGAAGAAGAGUGAAAAAGAAUCGAACGUCAAGGCUGCUGUAACCCUUGAACUUACGGCGCCGGAACUGCCCGAGCGCCUGAAGCCGAUACCUCCAAACCCUGUGCCACCUCCAUCGACAACAGCUACAACAAAUGGCGUCCAUCCGAAAGGGCCCCUCACGAAUGGCACAUCAAAUACGGCCAAUAUUCCUCCUCCACAGCAUGAAAAGAAAACUCGCUAUUCUGUACCGCCAUUGAAUGGCACCGCCCCCCUAAAAUUAACCAGCGAAAAUGCGACGGACCUGCAUCUGUUAACCAAUGAGGAAGCAGAGCUGUGUUCCGUCGUGCGAUUGAUGCCAAAGCCAUAUUUAGUCAUUAAAGAAACGGUCUUGCGGGAAGCCAUGAAGAAUGGAGGUGCGUUAAAGAGGAAGACAGUUAGGGAGCUGUGUAAGAUUGAUUCUUCGAAAUGCGUAAAGCUUUUCGAUUUCUUUGUGCACUCGGGCUGGAUUGUGAAGGCCUAG